AUGGCCCAGUACAUCCCAGCAUGGCCCAGUAUGGACCAGUAUAGAAGAGCACAGCCCAGUACAGACCAGUACAGUACUGCAUCACCCACGCUCUGCUGUGCCCCCCACACCGACACCGUCCCCGUGCCCCCAGCCCUGCCGUGCCAGCUGCACCCCAGCCCCUUGAAGCGCUCGCUGGCCCUGGCGCCCGGUGGCGCCCAGCCCAGCCCAGGCGGCGACUGGGCAGGGCCGGGGGGUCCUGAGGAGCCCCUCACAGCCCCCCGGGGACCCACAGCGGCCUUCGGGGAGCACGCGCCGCUGUCCCCGCAGAGCAGCGUGGCCUCGUCGGGCAGCGAGCACACCGAGGAGCCCGGCGGGCGCAACUCUUUCCAGGAGGACGGCAGCGGCAUGAAGGAUGUCCCCUCGUGGCUGAAGAGCCUGCGGCUGCACAAGUACGCGGCGCUGUUCGCGCAGAUGAGCUACGAGGAGAUGAUGACGCUGACUGAGCACCACCUGGAGUCCCAGAACGUCACCAAGGGUGCCCGGCACAAGAUCGCCCUGAGCAUCCAAAAGCUGCGGGAGCGGCAGAGUGUCCUCAGGGCGCUGGAGAAGGACAUCCUUGAGGGGGGCAACCUGUGGACGGCGCUGCAGGAGCUGCAGCAGAUCCUGGCCACCCCCAUCAAGGCCUUCCGGCCCCCCCCGCCCCCCGGGCCCCCCGACGGGGCCCCCCCCGAGGCCUUCGCGGCCCCCCCGGCCCCCGAGGCCGAGCCCCCCGCGGCCCCGGUGCCUGACGGGGACAUCCCGGGGCAGUUCACGCGCGUCAUGGGCAAGGGUGAGCCCCCAGCCCCAAAAACGGGGAGCCUUUGGUUCGGGGGGGGCCCGGGGGGGUCCCCCGGGAGCCGCGGGGCCGUGCAGAGAACGCACUCGCUGCCCGUGCACAGCUCGGCCCUGCUCGCCUUCCCCCAGGAGUGUCCCCCCCCCGGGACGGACCUGGAGAUCAACCCCACGCUGGAGUCGCUGUGCCUGAGCGGUGCGAAAACGAGGACGUUGAAAUUCGAGGACCCGUGUCUGUUUUUUACACUGCCUGAAUUGCCCGCACCGCCGACGCCCCGCGACGGGGUUUUCCGCGGCGGGUCCGGUGCCGUGCACACGGGCUGUGGGGUCAGCAGCGCCGCGAGCGUGCGGGUUUUUGGCGGGAGCCGACAGGCAUCAGCAGAAACGCCUGUCACCAUCAAGGGCCCCACGGGCCGCCAUCUUGUCGCGGACUCGCUUGACAAGUGCUGCCCCCUUGUGGACAGAGGGCGGGCGGAGGCGCUGGCGCUGACCGGGAACCGGGGAGUGGAACCGGCCAGAGACUG
Messenger RNA from Lonchura striata (white-rumped munia), 1337 nucleotides. The record is from RefSeq and is a predicted model, not a curated record. Lineage: Eukaryota; Metazoa; Chordata; Aves; Passeriformes; Estrildidae.